UAGCUGCUAAAGGGCCUGUCUUAACAGUGCCGUUGCAUCUCUUCUGCUGUAUCAGUUCUCUAGAGGAAACAGCGCGUAUCUCGUGCACAUCAGCUUGGGUUACACAAGAGCAGCACCAUGUCGAGCGAAAACAUGCCCACAGAGGCCCCGGCACCACGCACCCCCGUCUACGCAAACUGGGCCACCUCUCCCCUCCUCCCUCGCAAGUCGCCCGAUCGCUUCAACAGGCGUCUUGCUCUCGGCCAUAAAACGACACAGUCCCUCAAUAUCCCAAGAGUCACAGACGUCGCAGCGACCCUUGAGGCGCUCCUCAAACCGAUCAAGCCAACCACGCUCACCAUCGAUACGCAGAAUACCGCACAUCCUGCAGUCCUCUCACCGAAGCCAAAACGACCACAAGACUUGACAAGGACACUCGAAGCAUCCCCACCGCCCCAAACACGCCAAGAACAAGCACCACAGCAAGCGUGGAAGCUAGAUUCACCGAAAGGUAAAAGACACGUUCGUGGUGCGCGUUCCAUGUCACCUCAACGCACGCAACAGCUAUUCAAUCCACAAGACUUUGUCACUGCUUCUGAACAUGACGCUUUGCAUCAACGACGACCAAUUGCUAUGCCUGUACCAUCUGUCGAGGCGGUCCUUGAAGAACUACAGACGUUCGCGUUGACGGAUCCGUUGUUUGUUUCUACAGAGACUGUACAUGUGCCCAGUGAAGAGGAAGCCAUUCAGCUACUCAUCAACAGCAAGCAGGUAGCCAUGAAUGGUGAAGUCAAUCCCAAAGUCACCUGGGCAGAACAAGUCUUGCGCCUCACAGACCGGCAUCGCCUGAGACAAGCCACACUGACAGGCAAUCCAACGGCGCCACUCCCAUUACUUCUAUAUGAGCUUGAACAAGAAGCACUGGAUGCAGUGAAAAGUGCUACGUCGCAACACGCCACCUUCCUGCUCGGCUUAUUGCAUGAAUUUGGGAAGAAUGGCGUUUCCCUCGAUCGACAAGAAGCUUUUCGACGAUUCAAACAAGCAGCUGCAGAGGGAUACCCACGCGCAGACUACCGACUCGGUAUGCAAUUUGAGAAGGUUGGUGAUAUGCAACGUGCCUGUGCGUGUUACGAGCGUGGUGCUGCAAGGGAUGACGCUGCGUGUCUUUAUCGUUUGGGAAUGAUGCUUAUUUUUGGACAACAUGGGUAUACCCUUGACAAGGAAAAAGGUGUUUCCUGUCUACACCUCUCUGCAUUGGGCGCCGAUACAGAUGCACCACUCGGUGCACUGGUCUUUGGCUUGCUACUUGCAAAAGAGACAAAAUUUAAAAUCGACAGCAGCAUCCUUCAGCCGGAUGAAGGAGAAGCCCUUGCGUUCAUUCAAAAAGCAGCGAAACUCGGAUCUCCUGGUGCACAAGUCCGACUUGGGAAGGCGUAUGAGCGAAAUGAAUUAGGUCUACCCUUCAGUCCUCGUCUGUCCCUCCAUUAUCAUCAACUAGGCGCCCUCGGUGGUGAUCCAGAAGCUGACUUGGCACUCUCGAAAUGGUACCUCGCAGGAAGCGACGAUGGCGCCGUAAUGAAAGAUGAAGGGAAAGCUUUUCUACACAGCAAACUAGCAGCCAUGCGCGGACUUCCCGCUGCAGAAUUCGGUCUCGGUUACCUGUAUGAGAUUGGUGUUGGUUGCUCAGCAGACUUGUUGGAAGCUCGCAUGUGGUAUGCACGCGCUGCUGGACAUGGUGAUGCGGAUGCGGUAGCGAGGUUGGAAAGUCUUUCUCGGCAACGCACUUUAUCACGACGCGAUCAUGAUCGUAACAUUGCAGUGCAAAUCACAGCACGGCAUGCAACAUUGAAGUUGAACAGUCAAGCGGCUGCUGAGCGGAGACGACAACGAAGCAUGAUGCCAUCCACGUCAGCAUUACAAGUCUCUGAUAUAUCAAGUGGUGUGAGGUUACAGCAUCGCUCAACACCAUCGUUAUUGUCGCCACCACGCAGAGCACCGCCCAUUCCACAAUUGACUCAAACGGAGAUUGCUGAUUGUUUGGCACCACCACGAUCACCACAACGCCAUCAAGCAAGCACACCUCUGAGUCCCACAAAAUUAGGCAGGUUAUUGGAGACCCCACCCUUGCAUCGACGUGGACAAUCAUGGGCGCCUCAAGGAUCACCUGUUUUACCGAGUGAUACAGCAACGUCGCGUGCAUCACCGUUUUAUGUGGCACUAUCCACGAGUCCUAGGCAAGCGAAUCAGGGACAUGCACAUGCACAAUCGCUUGUAGGACCUGUAUAUCCGCCCCUUGCAGAAGAAGGAUUCCUCCAAACAACACCGCCUGUUGAUCGACGCACACACGCAGCUGUCACUUCCUGGAAUCUAUCUGCACGAGCACUUGAACAGGUUGUACAGAUACCACACGGUCCUGAAGAGUCACCGGUCACUGCACCGGCUAGUGAAGUGGGGAGUACCUUGGAAGCGGUGAUGGCUGCACGGGGUAGUCCGAGACCGGAAUCGAGUGUUUCGAAUAUCAUUCCCCGGGAGGAUCGUCCGUCUACUGGGUUACUAGGUGAUGAGGCGAUGCCUGCUCGACGUGGCUUUGCAUUGAGUGAUGUUGGUGCAACACCGGAUUCGCCUGGUUUACAACAGCAGCAAAGCUUGAGUGUCAUGUCUUCAUCGCCGGCAACGGCAGCAGCUGGUGUGAAACGCGGUGGUCCUGCGACAUUUGAGGAGAUGGGUAUUCCCCUGGAAAACAAGAAGGACGCCGAUUGCAUCGUCAUGUAGUCACUCACAUAGAACAUCAUAAAAGAAGCACAUUCGAAA
Molecule: messenger RNA, 2790 nt
Organism: Protomyces lactucae-debilis
Lineage: Eukaryota; Fungi; Ascomycota; Taphrinomycetes; Taphrinales; Protomycetaceae
Exons: 1
Coding region: 118-2751 (877 amino acids)
Molecular function (GO): protein binding
Source: RefSeq, a predicted model, not a curated record